Molecule: messenger RNA, 3137 nt
Organism: Paramuricea clavata
Lineage: Eukaryota; Metazoa; Cnidaria; Anthozoa; Malacalcyonacea; Plexauridae
Source: the annotation of a GenBank genome assembly
AUGGAAUCACUAGCUGAAAGUAAAAAAAGGGAGGAGGGGAAAACACAAGAGAAAGAUGUCCAAUGGAUCGAAUAUGAUUGCCUAUUUACAACUGAGAUAUCAAAUGGACAGUGAGUUAAAAAGAGAGGAGCUACAAUUUAGAACAGGAAGAAUUGAAUGAAAGAAAAGUACAUGAUUCCUUCAUCACUCACCAAGAAGCUUUAACUAAUGCAUUAAAAGAUACAAUUGCAGCUCAACAGAAACAACAAGAACAGUUGAUCCAAUACAUGCAAGUGCAAAAUGCUGCACUCAUUGACUCACAGCACUUAUGCAGAACAUUGCUAAUAAGGACUAGUAUGUUUUUGUACUUCUUGCCAUUAACUAUGAUUAUGUUAUUUUUAAGUAUAAUCAUGUUGCAUGUUAAUCCCAAAAGACAAGUCUUGUAGUUUAUUUAAUAAGCACAUUUUUAUAUUAAAGGAAUUUGCCUUGUGUGAGAAAUUGCUAUGUAACAGUAUACGUUUCAUAAAUAAACAGAUGCCUCACAAACACAACAUCAUACUCUCAAAAUUGUAAUUGUAAUGAUUUAUACAUGGGUAUACAAAUGCAAGAGUGACUAAAUUGGUUAGCAACAGUUGGUAUAGAAAACCUAGAUUAGGAUUACAAUCUAUAAGAUUACGCUCCAGAGACCUCCGCUUUAUUUCGAGCAUAAAUAAGUAUUUUUUAAGCUUUUGUACAACAUAUCCAAUGAUAUGAAAGCUAAAGACCUUGUGCAUCUAUUUAUCAUAUUUUGGAUUUGGAUUUAUAUUGUGGUGUAAAGUUAUUUUGGAUCGUCUUACCGUAUAAUGUACAUUAUUGUUGUGUCACAUGCUGCAAAGCUAAACUUUUGGAUAUUGCUUGUUAUAUCUUUGGCUUUAUUUGUCUUAUUUGUAUGUAUGUAACUUGCUACGUAUUCUACCAACGGUGUUUUAACUUUCGCAUGUUAAUUUGGUCUCAUUUGGUUACCUUGUUUGUGUUUUAUUAAAGUAUUAUUAUUUUGAUGGUGCUUUAAAUUUGAAUUUGCCAUGUUGUGUUCCUAGGCAACAACUUUACGGCAGCAUAUCUUGGUUCUACAUCUUUCAAAACAUUUUUUACUUUUUAUUUAUGUUGUUCUUAUCAUUCGCUAUAUUUUGGUAUUGUUUUGUCAACUUUGGAAUUAAACAUUUGACUAUCUGCUGUUUGUAGUGUGGCGUUGUGUAUUCAUUAAUAUUGUCUACAACAAUAAGCUUUUAUAUUUUUUAAUUUACUAGCAUGUUAUCUAUCGGAUAUUCUCCAAACUUGACUGAUGUUUGGCUUAUAUGAAGCGAUAUAUCUCUACGAAGUUUGAUGCCUAUACCUUUUAUAAAAUUAAAAUUGGAACGGAUUUUGUAAUUUUCCAACCGUCAUUCUAUAAAAUUAUUAUUAACUCCACUCUUGGGGAUUUCCCUAGUUUGACCUGUGGUUUGACACUAUCAAGUUGCACUAUAUGGCAGUCAGACGCACCAAUUUGAGCUCUGUAUUUUCGCUUUAGCAAUACAACUUUUAUUGUUUUAUACCCAAUGCCAACGCUCUAAUAAUAUUAAAAACCACCUACUGAUUCAUUACCUAUACCUAUGGGAAAGUUUCAAAUGCUCUCUUGGUAGCUUUUCAAACCAUCAUUUGCGAUCAAUCAUGACACUUGUAAAUUAACUCGCUAUGCAUGCAAAUUCAACUGCCGUCAUGGCUUUCUUAUUGGACUUCUACUAUUAUGUGGAGAUCUACUAGUAUGCGGAGGCUAGUCAUCCCGGUCCUGUAAUUAGCAGAAGCCCUAUGGUCAUCAUCAAUCCUGUUAAGUGCUUAAUGCAAGGAGUCGGAAGAGCUUCAACCGAGACAUAGUGACCAAUAAAACAACAUGCAAUCUCAAUCUAUUUUGUUCCUGUUAUAAACUGCCAGAUGUCAAUAUUAGUUGGUCAGAUGAAUUUAAUGAUUUCUUGAAUAAUAUUUGCGAUCAGCACGAGAAUUUAUUAAUCGUUGGUGAUUUCAAAUCUACCGAAUAUAUCCUGGGACUCUAAUAACAAUGCCUUUGGUGCUAAUGAAAUGUCCUUUGUUGAUGCCCUGCAUGAUCACUAUCUAUUGCAGAUCAUCAAUAUUCCCACUUGUGGCAGCAACAUCUUAGAUCUUGUUAUUACAAAUGUACCAGACCACAUCGGCAUCAACAAGGUACUUUCCCCAGAUAAAGCUGCACUUUUCACAGAUCACAAUGUAAUCACGUUUUAAUACGCUGUUCGCGUUAAGGCUCCAUCCAAAACUCUUCGUUGUAUUUAUGAUUAUAACAAUGGUGACUUUAACGGUUUGUGUACAGCUAUUCACGAGAAAAAUCUCUCAUCACUGGUGACUUCUGACAAUAAUGAUUAUAUUAAUACUGAUUGGCAAUGCUGGUCAGACGCAUUUAUGGCUGCAAUUAAAGAUCACAUUCCAAUAAAAAGGCUUAAUUUAAGGGCCGUAACCCCUUGCCUUGGAUUAAUGGAACCAUUCUACAUUUAAUUAAGAAAAACUCAAUUUAACAAAAACUUAAAAAAUCCCCAUUUAAUUUAAAUCUGGGAGAUAAGUUCAGGACACUGCACACUGAAAUUAAACGCCUACUACGAGAAAGCCGCGAAAACUUCUUCAGAACUCUAAUAACUGACUACAAGUGCAAUCCAAAACGUUUCUGGUCGGUAUUAAAACAUAAGUCUAAGUCUCAAAAUAUACCAAACAAGAUUUCCAUGAAAACAGCCUCGGAUCUUGUGGACCCACCGUCAAGAACUGCUGCUGAUAAUCCUGCCGAAAUUGUUAACUUGUUCAACAGAUACUUUACAUCUGUGUUCACCAGUGACAGUUCACCUCACUAUGCUUGUAAGCCAGAUGAUACCCCGAAUAUAACUGAUUUAAAUCUAACUGUGUACAAAAUUCAAGCUGUCCUUGAAGCGCUGGAUGUUACAAAAGCAACAGGCUCAGAUGGAAUCCCCGCUAGACUGCUAAAGGAAACAGCUGAAGUCAUAGCUCCAUCCUUGUGCUGCCUCUUCAACAAAUCUCUCAACACAGGCACCUUACCUGACGAGUGGAAACUUGCAAAUGUUGUACCAGUACACAAGAAAGGCAAUGCUGAAUACAGAGAAUUAUAG